GCAGGCGUUUGUUGUCUUCCGAGCAAGCACUCGACUCUGCAGCGCCUUCCUCAUAUUCUUGCGGACCUUCACAGUCGAGGGUGCACGGUUCGGUGUUCGCGUCCGGUUUACUUGCUUGGCUGUGGAUCUUUUGCGUAAGCUGCUCCCGGUGCUUCCUGCGGGAUCGAACCCGAGAUUGUUUCGCGACUUUUCAUUUCGCCACUUGCCUACCCGCCCGCGAGUCCUCUGCCUUGAGAAGGAGCAUCCACUGUGCUUGGGAACAGGCCGCAUUUGAAAAUGCGUCAAGGUCGCGCUGCAUCGUCUCUGGAAUUGCGUCUGUGGGAGAAAUAGUCGUGGGGUGUCGCCACCCUUGGAGGAAAACUGGUGCCCAGGGCAACCUGUAGAAUCCGUGGCAAGGACGCAACGGGACUGCCUCAAGCGAUUUUUGCUGGCGAAGGUCAGGAGUCCCACGAGGGAAAGGUGCACGCUAUCGAACAGUUAAGCGAAGAUGGUUUCUACCAACGAACCAGGAUAUUGUGCAGUUCGCAGGUGACUUCCGCAGCGGCUCGAAGACUGCUGGAUAGAUUUUAAGCCUUCCUGAGUGCAUUUGCUCGCAUUUUCCUAGUUCCACCGUAUGAAUCUGUGUAUUCUCUGCCCUUUAGUGUCGGUUAAAGCCCUUUCCCAGUGAAGUGCAUUCCCCAUAAUUUGCCUUUUGCGAAGUCCCCAUUCUUCCCUGAUCGGUCGAUACCAGUUGAGCGUCGAUUAUCGGUUUCCUCAUUUUCGCGCUGUGAAAAUUUGCUGAAACUCGCGAGUCGCGCCUGCUUCCCUUCUGUUUGCAUUUUUGUGUUUUAUGUGCUUUUUUGCGCCGUUGCAUAUGCGACCGGGUGCAUCUCUAUGUGGACGUAGACCUGAAAUUGGACGACAUCGAACGGCCAGGAAUUAGCAAGACGAUUUCCGGAUAAUAUCGCAUUACCGCCGAGACCUCGCCACAGAAAGUACGCGGCCCGAGAAACAGGUUUCAUGCUGUUUCGAGGAGAAUAAUACACAUUGGCAUUUCUUAAUGAAUGUAACCAACACACGUUUCAAAGAAUGUCGUCGACUGGAUUGAUGUCAUGUGUACGAGAAAAUUCUCCACCUAUCGAAAUGGCUGCAAGCGAGUCGGGGGCCUUUUCUCUGCCCAAUACAGCGACUACAGACUCGCAGAAACGCCGCCGAUUUCAUCCAUUACGAAACCUUCGUCGGAUAUUUCGCCGUCGAACAUUGUCGGGGGCUGAUACCCUUGGCCGUACAGUAUCCUCGACACCCUCGUCACCUUUAUCGCAGGCGUCACAAACAUCCCUCACGUCAUCACAGUCAACUGCCUCCCCGGCCACGGUUAUUGCGUCGGUGCCUGCGCACAGCGUUCCAUGUUUCAGUCGGGAAGGAAACUACGUAUCACCUGUUGACGUCAUAACAAUGUCGUCGGCGGCAGCGGCCACCACGGGAGCCGUUUUUUCGCCAUCGCAGCCGCAUCCGAUCAGUUUGACCGGGAACCGGGACACGGGCACUUGCGGGUUAACAGCGGUGGCGCCGAAUCAUUUUAAAAUCACGCCGUCGGCGUCGGGCGGGUUUUUCGUGAAGAACGCGAGCGGUGAGAGUGCUUUCGGCCGAGGACGCGAGCCUAUGUCAACAACACUAACCAGCACCCAGGAUAUGGACGAGAAUCGUGAUAUAAUGGACUACCAGCGCAGCCUGAGCGAAGGACGAUUGGUGGACAGUGAUUACAGUAGGGACACACUUUCACAGUCACGCGACAGUGUUUUCUCAGAAUCAGCAACAGCAAGCAGUUUAUCGCUGGGACUUAAGGCCGAACUUUUUGAUGUUCUACGGAAACGUCGCAAUAGACCGGAUGCCUCAGAGGAAGAUUUGGGACUACCGAGAAGCCCUACAACUCCUCAGCGGAAAGAACGCACUGUCAAUCAAAGUGAGGUGUCCUCGCUAAGUCUCCUCAGCAUGGCUAGUUCCGAGCUCGAUGAUGAGCUCACAGCUUCGCCAAAUUAUAGUGGUGGUGACAAACUGGCAAAUUCAAGUUUUUCUUCUAGUGGAAGAUAUUCGACGUCAUUCGAAAUGUCAAGGAAUUCAGAUGAAAUAGAUUUGGAUAUAUCAGUUGGAUCGCGAUUAUCGCAUUCGGCGGCUCAUCAUAAAAUGGCUGUGAGACCUAAGAAGAAAGGACCAACGCGACAUCGUAGGCCAAAAGAGCCAACCGUGCUUCCAUCAACGCCUGAAGUAAAUGAGGAUUUGCUGAAGUUGUCCACUCCAGAUAUAAAAGAUCCAUCAUUAGACAAGCAAAAAGCCAAAUCACACUCUCUACCGCCUGGAGUGAACGCGAAAGUAAUGGAGAAACAUAGCACUGCCACUGUAAAAGAAACUUCUUCCAUAAGUAUGAAGCGUUCAAAAACAGAGACUACUUCAGUAUCUUCCACAUGCGUCGUGCAAAGCGUACGCACCGAAAUUGAACAUGUAUCCAGUAGUCAGACUUCAACUUUGGAGCGCAAUCGGGAUGACGAAGGAAGUUUCUUUAAACGAUUCUUGCAUAGGAGCUCAAAGAAAAUGAAACGAUCCGCAGAUGAGGGUGAUCAUGCCGACGAGACGUUGCCAUCAAUUUCGGUUGAAAAUUAUGAGAAUGCCACUAUUAGACCAGAAGACAAUAAACCAGCACCUACUGAAGUCACCAGAAGGGAACUUGCCGCAGAAGUAAGAACAGGUUUGAGUGCUCUAUUGAAUUCAAUGAUGACUCCAUCAGGGCACGAGCGACCAGCUCCGGAUAAUAUUCCAGCGCAAAAAAUUUCGAAGCCGAAGUCCGGCCCUGCAGCUCGACAAAGGGUCCAACCUCAAGAUCUUUCAAUGCAGGCUCCACAACCUCCACCCGAAAUAUCGAUAUCGGAACUAAGUCCAUCUGCUUUACUGAUAGAGAAUGAAAAACAAAUAUCGCGUUCUUUAGAACCAAAUUCCACAAUACAAAUAAACACACCUUUUGAAAUGGAAUCCACGGAAAAACUGGUAAAGCUACCCUCAAAGCCCGCUGAAGAAAGCAAGAUACCUACUAGGCAGAAACCAGCCAAAGAUGAUGCCUUACCCAGUAUAGUGUUCACUCACGAGCACUUUGAAAAGAAAGAUAGUCGUGCUCAGCCGAAAAUUGUUGGUCUAAGUCCGUUCCAGCAAAAAAUCUCUCGAGUAGAGUCUUCAACGCUAGAUGUUCUUAAACCAGUUCCAAAGCAAAGGAAAUCGGUGGAAAAGUCAAAGAGUUUUCGAUAUUACGACGAAUCGGAGAAUUCUGAAGGUAACCUCAAGAAGCGCGAAAAUAUGCCUAGCCUUCCCGAUUUGACAUCAUCACGGAAGUCAAUGGAGUCUAGUGAAUUCACUAUAACUAGUGUUAAUAAAGUGGAGCCAAAGCCAGUGUCUUCGAUGGGCUUUGAAAUUAAUGACAACAACUUAAUCAAACUGAGGAAACAUGAAGAACCAGCAGCAGUUCCUGCACAGGGUAGUAUUUUCACGAAAAAUAUUAUCCUUUCCACAACCAAACCAACUUCCCCAACUUGCAAUAAGAAUAUAACAGAAAUAGAAGAAAAUAUUGAUAAACUUGUCAAAUCGCCGUUUGUUACAGUUUUAAAGUCGGAGGAGCUAAAUGAAAUUAAAACCCUUUCAAAUGUAUCAACUACGAUUAUUUGUAAAACGGAAACUUUCCAAAGUAGAGAAGUGACGGAAUCUGUUCAGACCCGUCUGAGGUACUCAGAUAAAAUAAAGUCAGCUUCUAGUGAAAUUUUAAGUAAAUCCGAGGCUAAGUCGGUCGAAAAAGCUCGUGUUGAAAAUUUUGAACAGAAGACUCUUUCCACUGAUUCAUCUAGUGAGAAGAAAUUUAUAUUAGAACUUACAGAUUCUAAAUUUGACAACAAAACGAAGGAACCAUCUUCAGCUACGACACCCACUAAGGCUCGUCGUAGUUCUGCAUUCUUCGAAUCGAAGUCUGAAGAUGAGCAGAUUCCUGAGUUCAUGAAGAUUCAGUUGAAUCGUGUUGAUUCAAACCGGCCGAAGAGUAAUCUAGUUCUUUCCAAGAAUGUCAAAACACCCGACUCAGAAGAUCGUGGGGAGAUGACAAGACGAUUCAGCAAUGAAUCAGUUGAAAUCACCGACACUAAACCACCUUUGCCACCAGAUGCAACGGUUGGAUCAAGUUUAAGUAAACGCAGCAGCAUCACUAGCACGACAAGCGUGACGAAAUUAAUUGAGGAUACUCCAAUUCCACCGGUGAAGAGUCCGAUUAGUAAAAAGGCUGAGGAGCUUCCUCUAAAAAGUCCUGUCAAAAAGGUCGAUGAAGAGAAUAAUGUCUUGAAAAAUACAGAGAAUACUCCAGUACCACCGGCGAUUGAACCUGUAAGUCUGCGCGAAGGAAAGCCUAAGUACAUUAAGAAAAUUGAAGAGCAAAAAGCUGAGAAGCGGAAGUCUGUGAUCGAAAGUAGUCGGGAAACGAUUGAAAGGGAAACUGGUGUCGUUUUGCGUAAGAAAUCAUUCUCUGCCAACAAUCAGUCUUCCAAUAAUAAAGAAGAUACACCAGAGUUGAUGAAAGUAUUUGCCAGGCGUUCUCUCAAAAUCAAGGAUACAGAGGAUACACAGAACUUUGACGACCCAGACAAAACUAAUUCUCUGAAGAAAUCCGGGAACCUGGAUAGUGAUAAGGAAAACCAAUCUUCUAGCGAAGAAAAGUUGGACAAGCUUCCUAAAAUUGAAAUUACAAUACAGCCAAAGUCUUCGCUCCAAAAUGGUCAACUCGCCUCGAAAAGUGAGGAGAAAGUUCGAACCUCGAUAACGGAUCUAUUCCGGAAGCCAAAUACAGCUGCUCUCAUUAACACAACCACGCCAAAGCCGUUCGUUCAACCUGCCCGGUACAGUUCGGUGGCAACAUAUCGGAGUAUAUCGACAGCCUUUGCAGAGAAGAAGAAGGACACAUCGGCAACUCCUCUAAUAACCUCGUCCGUUGCGUCUCCGACUAUAACCACUUCCACAACUCAAGCCCCGACUACAGGAUCAACGACCACGAGUCCCGAGCAGACAACUAUUACAACCGACGAAAACGAACGGAACAACAAUAACCCAACCGUCAGUAAUAUCAGCAAUACUAACAACAUUCGACAUACCAUCGGCACUUCAAGCCCUGUUACUGCCAAACUAGUGAGUAACCCCGGCUCGGGGGAGUUCAAGGGAAUCCUGCAGAGGCGUGCCGAGUGGGAGCAGCGAGCCAAAGAGGCAUCGAAGUGAUUCAUUCGAUUUUUCUGUAGAAUAUUAAGAAAUCUGUAAACUUGGAAGAGAAGAAAGAUAAUUUUGCUUAGAUGUAAAUCAAUCAGACGCGGAAAUCAGCUCCAUUCAAACUGUAAAUCUACUAAUUUGUAAAUUCUUCAAAAUAAAUGAAUUCUUAGUGAUGACAGAUGUGUAAUCAUAUAUACUAAAUAGUUUUGCUAUCGACUGAUUGAUGGAGGUAACAAUUUAAUGACUGUGACGAUUGGGAAACUGCGAUUUUUUAUUAUUUGAUCUUUUUAUAUCAUAUCGGUUUUAGUAACACAUUUGCACUAAGAAAACGAGAGAAAUGACGAUGACAAUGGCGCCAAGCACGAUAUAAAUUAUGUAUACUGAGAUAGCUGAAGUUUGUAUUCGUAGAGCUUAUCCCUGAUUUGUUUGUUGACUUGUAGAGUUUUGAUUGCGAUCAAAUGUUUAUAUAAAUGAUAUACAUAGAGGAGAGAUUAAGGAUGCUACACAGAGAAAUAUGCAACGUACUAUGAAAUAUUUGUAAUGACGUGUAUCAUACACUUGUUGAAAUUAUAUAAUAAAUGAUAUAUACAUAUAUAUUUACAUGAAAUGUAAAA
Hermetia illucens (black soldier fly) is the source of this 5873-nucleotide messenger RNA. Its product is annotated as nuclear pore complex protein DDB_G0274915. The record is from RefSeq and is a predicted model, not a curated record. Bases 1069 to 5271 code for a protein of 1400 amino acids. The transcript is spliced from 8 exons. Lineage: Eukaryota; Metazoa; Arthropoda; Insecta; Diptera; Stratiomyidae.